Messenger RNA from Nerophis ophidion (straightnose pipefish), 2016 nucleotides. It is a transcript of the gene kctd6b, whose product is annotated as potassium channel tetramerization domain containing 6b. NCBI's taxonomy places the organism in Eukaryota, Metazoa, Chordata, Actinopteri, Syngnathiformes, Syngnathidae. Gene Ontology annotation, molecular function: protein binding. The record is from RefSeq and is a predicted model, not a curated record. The coding region runs from base 156 to 944 and encodes 262 amino acids. Gene Ontology annotation, biological process: protein homooligomerization. The transcript has 3 exons.
GUGUUGCGGAUCACGUGACUGCGGUGAACAUCAAUGAGUGCAUGCUGUCUGCCUCACUGAACAACAACGUCACAUCUCUCUAUCGAGACAACGAGACACGGCCCGGGGAACCAAAAGAGAAAGACGGUGAUGUUUUAUUUCAUGGCUUCUGAUAAAUGGUUUCCAGAGCAGAAUUGAGCCCAGUCACGUCCACUGUUUUUGGUUCGGACCAAGUGUGUAUUUUUCUACAAAUGGAUAAUGGAGACUGGGGCCAUAGGAUGACCACUCCUGUUACCUUAAACGUAGGAGGUCACCUGUACACGACCAGCUUGUCCACACUGCAGCGUUAUCCAGACUCCAUGCUGGGUGCCAUGUUCCGGGGAGACUUCCCAACAACCCGUGAUUCCAAAGGAAAUUACUUCAUCGAUCGUGACGGGACACUUUUCAGAUACAUCCUAAACUUCCUGCGGACAUCGGAGCUGACCCUCCCGGUUGACUUCACAGAGACAGACCUUCUGAGGAAAGAGGCUGACUUCUACCAGAUCGAACCUUUGAUCCAUUGCCUCAGUGACCCCAAGCCGCUGUACCCUCCAGACAUCUUCGAGCAGGUCGUCGAGCUUUCAAGCACCCGCAAACUGUCCAAAUAUUCCAACCCAGUAGCUGUCAUCAUCACACAGCUAACCAUAACCACAAAGGUCCAUGCCCUGUUGGAAGGAAUUUCCAAAAACUUCACCAAAUGGGACAAACACAUGAUGGACACCAGAGACUGCCAGGUGUCCUUCACGUUCGGACCGUGUGACUAUCAUCAGGAGGUGUCCCUGCGUGUUCACCUUAUGGACUACAUCAUGAAACAAGGCUUCACCAUCCGUAACACCCGAGUGCAUCACAUGAGCGAGCGAGCAAAUGAGAACACGGUAGAACAUCACUGGACUUUCUGUAGACCGGCUCACAUAGUUGCAGACUGACUUAUUGUGAAGGACAUUUGUUCUCAUCUGUUAUUGGAAGAUGUUACAUGUAUUGUGAUUUUAUGACCAAAUAUAAAUGCAUUACGUUAAAAGAAAAAAGGUUUUUGUUCUUUUAAAAUGUCAAACCUUAAGAAGCACAGCUUAACACAUAAUGUGCCAUUUUAAAGUAUUUAGUAGCAAUAAUGUAUAUGCUCCUAAGGAAAUUAGCAAUAUGUGCUGCCACUGUUACUCUGCAAUAAAGUAAUUGUGAAUUUAAGACAUUAAUUGGAAACUGUUGCCUAUAUAUGGUAGCCUAUUAAUCAUUGAUUUGUUUUAUGCAAGGUUGUGUAUUAUAGUUAACUAAAAAAUGCUGCACACAAAAUAUGUUUGUCUCUGGCCCCAUCAACCUUUAUGGACUUGACUGCUCUUGUGGCACUUUGUUGAAGAAUGACAUUUGCAUUAACAGUUGUCCACCUUUGAUCUGUAAUUCAUUACUGGACUUAAUGAAUGAAUGAUCUUUAUUGUUAUUGUGCAUGUACAGGUCCAACGGAAUUUAGGUUGCUUCCCUGAGGUGCUUUGCAUUUAAAAAAACAAGAACCACACAAUAUACAGAAACAACACAAUAUACAAUGUGGCCUAAGACCACUUAAGAGGCAAUGUAAAAAACAAAAAAACGAGACAAUAAAAAGUGACUAGUGAAACUGACUAGAGAGGAGUAGUGCUGAUUCCCAGUGUGCUGAGGGGGAGAGAGUCAGUAUUUCCUACCUCCUAUGCUCUGCAGGCUUUUUAUUGUGGAUAAAAUAUGUAAAUAAAUAUGUUAAAUAUUGUACAGUUGGCGUGUAAACGCUGAUUGCACAGUGACACGGUUUUAAAAUAAUCCUCGUAGUCUUCAUGGUAUUGUUUCUAACCUGUGUAGUUGUUGCAUGUGUUUAAUGUAUGUGUAGUGUGGGUAGUUGUGUGUUAUGUUAUUUAGGCAUGGCAAUAAAUUCUUAAAUCUCAAAGGGAUUUUUGUACUUUAAAUAUUUCCAGAUUCUAGCUGUAUGUCAUACUGUUACACUUUUGUGAUCAAUAAACCCAUUUUUCCAUUUGUCAA